Molecule: messenger RNA, 1611 nt
Organism: Cyclocybe aegerita
Lineage: Eukaryota; Fungi; Basidiomycota; Agaricomycetes; Agaricales; Hemipholiotaceae
Source: the annotation of a GenBank genome assembly
AUGCAUAUCUUUGUUUCAACCGCGAUCCUUUCCCUCUCUGUCGGGCUGGCCGUCGCCCAAACCCAGGUCACCGUCAACGUCGGUUCCACCCUCCAAGAAAUUGACGGAUUUGGUGUCUCGCAAGCCUUCGGCCGUGCAAAGGAGUUCUUCGAAGCCAAUGCCGAACCUCGCCAGAGAGGUCUCGAUUACCUCUUCAAUACGGAGACUGGCGCCGGAUUGACCAUCAUUCGCAAUCGCAUUGGCUCUACGACCACGGACAGCAUCCUGCCUCGAAGUCCAGGCUCGCCGAACGGCACACCAAGCUAUGUGUGGGACAACGACGACUCCGGUCAGAUCUGGUUCAGUCAGCAGGCGAAGAGAUAUGGCGUCACGACAAUAUACGCCGAUGCGUGGAGUGCGCCUGGGUUCAUGAAGACGAACGGUAACGAAGCGAAUGGAGGUUACCUGUGUGGCGUUACAGGGCGUAGCUGCUCGUCCGGGGAUUGGAGACAGGCGUUUGCCAAUAUGUUGGUACAGUACGUCAAGUACUACGCCGAUGCUGGCGUUCCCGUCACUCACCUGGGUUUCUUGAACGAACCUGACUUCGUAGCUACCUACUCGUCUAUGCAAUCCGACGGCAACCAAGCCGCGUCCUUCAUUCCUACCCUCUACAACACACUGCAAUCGGCCGGUAUCACCAACAUCUCCCUCACGUGCUGCGACGCGAUUGGCUGGCCAGGCCAACGCACCAUGACUAGCCAGCUCGUGUCCGCCGGAGUGGAACGAUACCUUUCGGUCAUCACCUCUCACGCAUAUACUGGUGAUCCCAACUCCCCUAUGAGCACCAGGCUCAAGACAUGGCAGACAGAGGCAUGCGACCUCAAUUCGCGCUGGUGCGCGACGUGGUAUAGCAAUGGAGGUCCGUGCGAGGGUCUUACCUGGGCGAACAAGAUCCAUACAGGUAUCGUCAACGCCAACCUUUCAGCUUACCUCUACUGGCAGGGCUUCGAGGUCAACCAGUUCCAGGCCUCGUCCUACCUCGUUGCUAGCGAUAACACAGACGUGAUUCCAUCCGGCCGUCUCUGGGCGUUCGCAAUGUGGUCGCGUUUUAUUCGCCCUGGCGCCCGCCGUGUGUCGACGACUGGUUCAGUCAGCGGAGUAGGUCUUAGUGCUUUUAAGAACAAGGAUGACUCAGUCAUCACCGUCUUCACAAACACUGGCGGCGGAGCGCAGAGCGUUAGGAUCGCAUUCUCCAACUUUACUCCGACCUCAGUGCUGGCGUAUGUUACGGAUAACACCCGCUCCGUAGCCCAGCUUACCGCUACGCUCUCUGGAGGUGUAGUCACCGUUUCUAUUCCAGCUCGCGCCGUCGUCACCGUCCAGCUUAACAAAGUUACUUCUUCCCCUCCCCCUCUUCCACCUUCAGAGACAACUCCGACCACACCGACAGAGCAGCCAACUACGUCGAAUCCAGCAACUACAUCCAACCCACCAGUGUCGACACCAGCACCUACUUCUUGCUUGGUAGCUCAAUAUGGCCAGUGCGGUGGUCAGGGAUGGACGGGAUGUACAGUCUGCGCGUCAGGAACUACUUGUAACUCCUUAAACUCGUGGUAUUCACAGUGUCUGUGA